Molecule: messenger RNA, 715 nt
Organism: Hyla sarda
Lineage: Eukaryota; Metazoa; Chordata; Amphibia; Anura; Hylidae
Gene: ADM2
Product: adrenomedullin 2
Exons: 4
Coding region: 183-572 (129 amino acids)
Biological process (GO): positive regulation of heart rate; adenylate cyclase-activating G protein-coupled receptor signaling pathway; regulation of systemic arterial blood pressure
Cellular component (GO): extracellular region
Molecular function (GO): hormone activity
Source: RefSeq, a predicted model, not a curated record
ACAGCAGAGCUCAAGUUGGUGCAGGGAACUGCAGGACAGCAGAGGGACAUAGACCCGCCCCCAAUAUUCAGGGAUUUGUACCUGUCCACUCUACUAUAAGACACAUUACAGGAGAGCCGGCAGAAGGACAAACUUCACUGAAACAGAGCACUUGUGACCGGCAGAGAGCAUUGGUCCUUGCCAUGAGGUCCUGGAUGGCUGUGGCUCUGAGUUUUAUAAGCCUUUUGUGUGUGCAGCAGUUGCAAGGUUGUUUCGCUCUGCCCUCCCCCCAGCUGCCACAGUUACCCGCUCCCAGAAUAUCUACCAAUGAGGAAGAAGGUUCAAAAGCGCUGACCACAAUAAACCAGCCUUUGUUAUCCACACCAAUAAAGGACUUAAUAACGCAUCUUCGAUCCCUGCGGAGGAAACGAAGACGUGCUCGACGAUUGCAUCAACCCCGUUUAAUGCGCGUUGGUUGCUCUCUGGGAACGUGCCAAGUGCAGAAUCUGAAUCAUCGACUGUGGCAGCUGAUGGGACAAAUAGGGAAAGAGGACUCGCCAAUCCAGUUGAGCAAUCCUCAUAGCUAUGGUUGAUUUUUGUAGGACACAAGUCCACAAAAGUAUCCCUCCCCAAAUACAUUGAAUAUUAGUUUACCAAACAGUGUCACUUCUGCUGCUUAGUAAAUAGAUUGCUUUUGACUCAUAGUGUGUGUGAGUCAUUUAUACUGCGAUCUCAG